Messenger RNA from Arabidopsis arenosa, 4119 nucleotides. Lineage: Eukaryota; Viridiplantae; Streptophyta; Magnoliopsida; Brassicales; Brassicaceae. The record is from the annotation of a GenBank genome assembly.
AGAAGGCCCAUAUAAUCAUCCCAUUUUCACCCACCAUUGUUUCCGUUGGAAGCUCUAUGAAAAAACUCCCUUCGAAUUCUCCGUCUCUUUCUCUCUCUCUCGAGAUCGAAUCGGCAAUGGCUGCUUCCAGCUCCGUUUUCACAACCUCUCCGUCGCGAAAUCUUUCUCUUAUCCGUCUUCAUCAGUCGCUAUCUCCACCGUUGAUCAGAUCCAGCUCCGUCGCGUUUCGUCCCAAACGACGAUCCAGCUCGCUCGUCUUGUGCUCCACUGAUGAAUCAAAGAGCAACACAGAGAAAGAGAUCCCAAUUGAACUCAGGUACGAGGCGUUUCCGACAGUGAUGGACAUCAAUAAGAUACAAGAGAUUUUGCCUCACAGAUUCCCAUUUCUGUUAGUGGAUAGAGUGAUAGAGUACACAGCUGAUGUAUCUGCGGUAGCUAUUAAAAACGUUACCAUUAAUGACAAUUUCUUUCCUGGGCAUUUUCCUGAGAGACCUAUAAUGCCUGGAGUUCUCAUGGUUGAGAAUGAGGGUGAAAUUUGUGUUCCGGUUCAAGUUUUGAGGGAAGUUAAGGUGAAGGCUUUUGCUCUAAGUUUCAGUUAUAAGGGUGGGCACUGUCACUUAAUGGCAUCUGAAUCCAAUAGCUUCAAGAAAAGAGAUCGUCUACUUGAAAUUGAGGUAGCGGUUCGAAAGUGGUGGGAGGAUGAGGAUGUUUUCAGGGCUGAAUCUCGUGAUCAUAUUCCAAAGCCAGGAGAAAAGUUCUUCUCCACUUUCCCUUUUCCCUAUAUGAAUGGUUAUCUUCACAUUGGGCAUGCCUUCUCCCUCUCCAAGGUUGAUUUUGCUUCUGCUUACCAUAGACUUAGAGGUGCCAAUGUGCUUCUUCCUUUUGGUUUCCACUGUACUGGUAUGCCAAUUAAGGCUUCCGCGGAUAAGCUUUCUCGUGAGAUCCAACAGUUUGGAAACCCUCCUGUCUUCCCUGAUAACCAAGCUCCUCAAGUUCAGGAGGAGAGCAGUGAUAUACCGGUGGCUUUACCGGGUCAGUUCAAGGGAAAGAAGUCUAAGGUGGCUGCAAAAUCUGGUGGACAAAUUUAUCAGUGGGAGAUUAUGCGCAGUUUUGGUCUUACUGACAGUGAGAUUGCAAGAUUUCAAGAUCCAUAUGAAUGGUUGUAUUACUUUCCUCCUUUAGCUGUUGAAGAUCUCAAGGCUUAUGGAUUGGGCUGUGAUUGGAGACGGUCAUUCGUGACUACUGAUGUUAAUCCCUUUUUCGAUGCCUUUGUAAGGUGGCAGAUGAGGAAGUUGAAAUCUAUGGGAAAAAUUGUCAAAGACUGUAGGUAUACAAUAUUCUCACCUUUAGAUGGUCAGCCUUGUGCUGAUCACGACCGUGCUACUGGUGAAGGUGUUCAGCCUCAAGAGUAUACUCUCAUAAAGAUGGAAGUAGUGAAGCCAUUUCCUCUGAAACUGGGUCCUUUGGAAGGAAAGAGAGUGUUUUUGGCUGCAGCUACGCUGAGGCCUGAGACCAUGUAUGGACAAACAAACGCUUGGGUACUGCCUGAUGGGAAAUAUGGAGCUUAUGAAAUCAGUGAAACUGAUGUCUUUAUCCUUACUGAGAGAUCUGCACUCAACCUUGCCUACCAGAACUUCUCAAAGAUCCCUCAGAAGCCAUCCUGCUUGGUCGAGUUGACCGGGUAUGAUCUGAUUGGACUCCCUCUGAGGUCUCCUCUGUCAGUGAAUGAGAUCAUCUAUGCUCUGCCCAUGUCAACGAUUCUGACCAACAAAGGUACUGGUAUUGUCACCAGCGUGCCUAGUGAUGCCCCUGAUGAUUACAUGGCUUUACAUGAGUUAAAAACAAAGCCUGAUAGUCGAGCAAAGUAUGGUGUGAAAGAUGAGUGGGUACCCUCUGAUAUCGUACCGAUUAUCAACAUUCCAGAAUUUGGGGAUAAGGCUGCAGAAAAGGUCUGCUUAGAUCUGAAAAUUCAAAGUCCAAAUGAUAAGGACAAGCUUGUAGAAGCGAAGAGGUUGACUUACCUGAAAGGAUUCACUGAAGGAACAAUGCUUGUUGGAGAGUUUGUUGGUAGGAAAGUUCAAAAAAUCAAGCCCAUUAUCAAGAAAAAGCUCAUAGAGUCUAACGAGGCUAUCAUAUACAGAGAACCUGAGAAGUCAGUGAUGUCAAGAUCCGGUGAUGAAUGUGUUGUGGCUCUUACAGAUCAGUGGUACAUAACGUACGGCGAAGCAGAAUGGCGGAAAAUGGCUGAGGAAUGCUUAUCAAAAAUGAACCUCUACUCUGAAGAAACAAGGCAUGGAUUUGAGCACACUUUAAGCUGGCUCAAUCAGUGGGCUUGCUCACGGUCUUUUGGUCUAGGAACUCGUAUUCCUUGGGAUGAACAGUUCCUUGUGGAAUCCUUAUCUGAUUCAUCACUUUAUAUGGCCUACUAUACGGUUGCCCAUAUCUUUCACGACGGUGACAUGUAUAAAGGCAGCAAGUCGUUGAUCCGUCCUGAGCAGAUGAAUGAUGAAGUUUGGGAGUAUCUCUUCUGUGAUGGUCCGUAUCCAAAAUCAACCAAUAUUCCAUCAGCUGUUUUAAGUAAGAUGAAGCAGGAAUUUGACUACUGGUACCCGCUAGAUCUUCGAGUUUCAGGGAAGGAUCUUAUUCAGAAUCAUUUGACAUUUUUCAUCUACAACCACACUGCACUAAUGGAGAGUCGUAACUGGCCACGUGGUAUCAGAUGUAAUGGUCACAUUAUGCUCAAUUCUGAGAAAAUGUCAAAGUCCACUGGAAAUUUCAGAACCCUGCGCCAGGCUAUGGAAGAGUUCUCUGCCACUGCUACAAGGUUUUCUUUGGCUGAUGCUGGUGAUGGUGUUGACGAUGCAAAUUUUGUAUUUGAAACUGCAAAUGCUGCAAUUUUGCGGCUGAUGACUCAGUUCAAAUGGAUGGAAGAUGUUCUGGCUGCUGAAUCCUCUUUGAGAACCGGACCUCCAUCUACAUAUGCUGAUAAAGUGUUUGAGAAUGACAUGAACAUUGCUAUCAGAUUGACUGAAAAAGCUUACAAAGAUUGUUUGUUUAGGGAGGCACUUAAGAAUGGGUUUUACGACUUACAAGCUGCUCGAGAUGAGUAUACACUCUCCUGUGGCAGUGACGGAAAUAUGAACCAUGACUUGAUACUGAACUUCAUGGAUGUGCAAACACGCCUCAUUGAACCAAUAUGUCCUCAGUUUGCAGAAUAUAUAUGGAGGAAACUUUUGAAGAAGGAAGGUUCUGUGGUAACAGCAGGCUGGCCUACAUCAAAUGAGCCAGAUUUGGUUCUCAAGAGUGCUAACAAAUAUUUGCAAGAUUCUAUUGUCCUAAUGAGAAAGCUUCUACCAAAACAGCUCUUAGGUUCCAAGAAGGCUGCUAAGAAAGGUGCUCAAGUAGCAGCAGUGCCAGCGGGAAAGUUAAAAGGCCUAGUAUAUGUGAAUGAGCAAUUUGAUGGAUGGAGAGCUCACUGCCUCGAGAUUCUGCAAAGCAAAUUCAACCAACAAACCUGUCGUUUUGCCCCUGAUGCAGAGAUACGUGCAGAACUAAGUGAGAUAUUACAGAAGGAGGGACUAGCAGAAAACGUUUACAUGCCUUUCGUUAAAUUCAAGAAGAACGAGGCAAUAUCUAUUGGCACUCAAGCUCUAAAUUUGAGGCUGCCUUUUGGAGAGAUUGAAGUCCUUGAGAGUAACAAGGACUUGAUCAAGCGGCAAGUUGGUCUUGAAGAGGUUGAAGUAUAUUCUGCAAGUAAGCCUGAUGAUGUUUCAAAAGCUGGUCCACAUGCUUCACUGCUGAAGAAGAAUCCUCCUUCUCCGGGCAAUCCAACCGCCAUCUUUGUGGCCAGCACAAGUGUCUCCCCUCCGGUCUAAAAUUUCUGUGCCCAUACGGAAUCAUCUCUCUCUGCAUAUCUUAAUGUAAGUUACAUCUCUUUCUCUUUGACAUCCAUCUCCAUUCUUUUCUCUAUAUAGUUUAUGGGUCUUUGUUUGUUGGAUGUUAUAGCUAAAUCUGAAUCUUACCUUGCAUAUAGUCUUCCUUGAUCAUUCAAAGAACUACUAGAAAGAUCUUACUUUGGCAAAAGAGGUGGACAAAAUGUGACUUGGAUGUUAUUGAGUU